ACAGAGUAGACAUUUACUGUGUCCUGGAGAAGGCAUUACAGCAGGACACCGGGAGCCUAGAGAGAAGGCUAGUGAACAAAAUAAUAACCCUAGCCUUUGACCAGAUGAGAGAGAGUCAGCAAGUAACAAAUGAACUUAAAGUGGCAGCUAGUAACACCUUAGUGACGCUGGCUUGCUGCUAUUUCAAUAAUGUGAUGUGUGAGCUGCACUGUCAUCUGGAACCACCGCAGCUGCCUGAAGAGUUUAUUUUAGUUACGCUGCGCAACCUGUCAUCAGCCUAUGCGCUUAAGUGUAUCCCUUUUAUGGUCCUGACCCUGUUGUUCAUGUCCUACAUGCGGAAGUUAGUCAAGGGCGGCAGGAUGAGACAAGCAUUUUGUGGUGUUCUGGAAGAAUGCUCAAGGGCAGUAAAUUUCUAUUUGAGUAACAGGGAAAAGUGCUCAUUCUCCAGAAUGAGUGCAUCGCAAUUCUGCUAUCGAUUUCUUCCCUUAUAUUCUCAUGUGACCAGCAACUGGCUGACCUGUGAGGAGCCUGAGCUCAAGCAGGCUAUCAUCAAAGCCCUUGGUCCCAUGAUGAGUCUCCUGCUACACCAAGAGAAGUAUCAGGAUCAGAUAUUUGAACUGAUCUCAUGGCUCCUUGAGCAAUAUAAGGAGGAUGCUCAUGUUAUUCACAUCACCAAGAGUCUGAGCCAGCUCUUGGAGGUCUCUGGUGAAUAUAAGAUCCCUCUCCCUAAGAGGAAGUUUCAAGCCAUCUGCAGUGCUCUGCACAACCAGAUCUGUUCUCAAGCUGAGCCGCUCAGCCUGGAACAUCACCCAGAGCUGGUCUAUUGUAUAGUUCAGCUAGCCCGUUCUUCUCUGGAGGAUCUGAUAGCCUUUCUGCGCUCGCAGCUGAAGGUUGAGAAUGAGGCUGUUCGUGUGGCAUCUCUGAAUCUGCUCAGAGCUAUUGUUGGUGCUGACUUGCCCGAGACAAGACUGAAAAAGUUUCUGAUUGUGAAGGCAGUGAAAUCCACUCUGGGUGAUCAGAAUGCUACGGUGAGGACGGCAGUUCUUCAUUUCAUCCGGAGGCUGCUCAGCUCAGAAAGUGUGGAGAAUUGUGCAGCGUGGGAGAUGGUAGCACAUGUUUUCAGGGAGUUCAGUGUAUCCACCAGCAAACUGGCUAUUCAGGAAGAAAACACUAUCCAAACCCUGUGCAUUGACAUCCUGCAAUGUCUGGACACCUCAGUCAGUGGAAUGACCCAAGUGCUAUGGCCAAGGCUUCUAGAAUAUGUGGUGCCAGCUGAGUACACUGGCACUUUGAAGCCUCUCUGCAGAUGCCUUAGGGAAGUGGUUGAGAAAAAGCAGCAGGAAGGAGAAGAAGCUGCUUGCCUCGACUACGGUGGACCAGUGAAACUCCCUACACCCCAGGGGCUGCUGGCACGACUCCUGGUAGUAGCCUCAUCUCCUUAUGCAGGAGAAGGACACGGAUGUGCUGCCUUGCACUUACUACAGGCCCUGCACCAAAAUAUCCAUGCAGCAGUGGGUGAGAUGUGGGUAGUAAAGAUCCCAUCUCUGGUGCAGUACAUUGAAGGUAAAGCGCUAGUUAGGAGAAGUGCGGUCCAUGGAGAAUAGAAGGGAAGCCAGAAAAUGCAGCUUCGUAUGGUCAUGUGUUGUGCCAU
Messenger RNA from Gopherus flavomarginatus (Mexican gopher tortoise), 1651 nucleotides. Its product is annotated as maestro heat-like repeat-containing protein family member 2B. Lineage: Eukaryota; Metazoa; Chordata; Testudines; Testudinidae. Gene Ontology annotation, cellular component: cytoplasm. The record is from RefSeq and is a predicted model, not a curated record. The transcript has 14 exons. The coding region runs from base 105 to 1604 and encodes 499 amino acids.